Messenger RNA from Bufo bufo (common toad), 1730 nucleotides. Its product is annotated as translation initiation factor eIF-2B subunit delta-like. Lineage: Eukaryota; Metazoa; Chordata; Amphibia; Anura; Bufonidae. The transcript is spliced from 13 exons. The record is from RefSeq and is a predicted model, not a curated record. Bases 106 to 1677 code for a protein of 523 amino acids.
AUUUAUCGUCAUUGUUCUGCCAGACUCUGACAUGGCGGAUCCGUCCUCACACCACAUGGCAGCGCCGUGACACCGCGCACCGGAACAGCCGGGAGCAGAGGAAACAUGGAGGGAAGCGGACAACCGGAUGGAGAGAAGCAGAAGAUGGAUUCUUUACAUGUGAAGGUGAAGGGUCACGACCUCUGUAAAGAGGAAAAGCUUCGCCUACGGAAGGAGAAGAAGCUGCAGAAGAAGGGUAAGGAGAAGACGGCCGCACCGCCGGGGGCUCCGACUCCAGGGGGUCCGGGGAGCGCCCCCCAGAGAGUGGACGCCUCUCUGCCCUCAGUUGUGCCUCCUGUCGCUGCGCCCCCUGCUGCCGUCAUGUCUGAGCCACCAGCCGGGGGAAGGAGCAAGGCAGAGCUGCGAGCGGAGAGGAGAGCCAAGCAGGAGGCGGAGCGCGCCCAGAAGCAGAGCAAGAAGGCGGAGCCAAGUGCAGGACCCGCCCCCGCCAAGGUGAAAGCACCGCCCCCUGAGGGCCAAAUUGUGAAGCGUCUUCCUGAACACAUCAUGGUGGAUGACCCAGCGGCGCAGAAGAAACUGGCCAAGAAGCUAGAGAGACAGCAGGUCCCUUUCCGCCAGGACUACGGUAGGAAGGUCAGCCUGUUCUCCCACCUGCACCAGUACAGCCGCAGGAUGCCGCUCACCCAGCAGAUGAGCAUCCCUCACUCCGGGAUCCACCCGGCUGUGGUGCGGCUCGGUCUCCAGUACUCUCAGGGCAUCGUCUCCGGCUCCAACUCCCGCUGCAUCGCCUUAUUGCACUGCUUCAAACAGGUGAUUCGGGACUACAGCACUCCGCCCCACGAGGAGCUGUCACGUGACCUGGUUAACAAGCUGAAGCCGGCCAUAAGCUUCCUGAAUCAGUGUCGCCCCCUAUCAGCGAGUAUGGGAAACGCCAUCAAGUUCAUCAAGAAGGAGAUCUCCAACAUCAGCCGGCAGAAGGGGGAGGAGGAGGCCAAGGAUCAUCUAUAUCGGUGCAUUGAUGGCUACAUCCACGAGAAGAUCGUGCUGGCGGCUCAGGCCAUCGCCAAGUCUGCAGCAGAGAAGAUCAGCGAGGACGACGUCAUCCUGGUGUACGGCUGCUCCUCUCUGGUGACAUUCACUCUCUGCGAGGCGCAUCGGAGCGGUAAGAGGUUCCAGGUCAUCGUGGUGGACAGCCGGCCGAGACUGGAGGGCAGAGAGACCCUGCGGAGGCUGGUGACCUGCGGCAUCCACUGCACCUACAUCAUGAUCACCGCCAUCUCCUACAUCCUGCCUGAGGUGUCUAAGGUGUUCCUGGGGGCGCACGCUCUGCUGGCGAACGGAUACGUCAUGUCCCGGGUGGGGACCUCGCAGAUUGCGCUGAUCGCUAAGGCCCACAACGUGCCGGUGCUGGUGUGCUGCGAGACCUACAAGUUCUGCGAGAAGGUCCAGACCGACUCCUUCGUCUCUAAUGAACUGGAUGACCCCGACGACCUGAUCGUCACCCGGAAGGGCAGAUGUCCGUUGAAUCAGUGGGAGACGAACCAGUGCCUGCGGCUUCUGAACCUGGUGUAUGAUGUCACGCCCCCGGAGCUGGUGGACCUGGUGAUCACCGACCUGGGCAUGAUCCCCUGCACGUCUGUACCAGUGGUGCUGCGCCUGAAGAGCGGGGAGCAGUAGAUGGAGAACUGGGGGGGGGGGUCCGUGUUAUUAAACGUGUGUCUGAUCUUUAA